CUGAAUAGAGGCGAAUUAAUGACAAAAUCUAAUGAGUGAAGUGAUUAGUGUGUCGAUCAAAAAUGUCUCAAGCGCCGUCUGUCUAAAUGGACAGGGUAAAUUACGUCAAACAGGAUUUUAAAAAAGCAUUGUAAUCUCCGGUGCCUAAGGAGUAGCUCACAAAUGCUCACAAAUGACUGAUUCCCUCGCAAAGGUACACAUGUUCUAAUCUGGCACCAAGGAACCGACAACAAGGUCACCAUGAAGGGCCCCACCUCCAGGUGGGCUUUCUCUCUGGGCUUCUUGGUGGGCACCUGUGGUAUAUACUUCUUCCUGCGCCAGGUUUGGUUUGAGAGGAGCUACCCAGUGCUUUCAGAGGCCCAGGAGAACACUUUAGCAGUGAAGGAGGGACCUACUAGUGACGGCACUAACUGGAAGAAGGAAGGCAACACUCUUAUUAAUCUAGUCCAUCCUCAUGCAGGUGAGGACAGCCGAGAGGCAGAUGAGCUAUACCAGAAGGUACGUAUUCUCUGUUGGGUGAUGACCGGGCCAUAUAACCUUCAGAGCAAAGCCCAGCAUGUCAAGGCCACUUGGAGUCGACACUGCAACAUCGUUGAAUUCAUGAGCUCUGUGGAAGACCCAGACUUCCCCACUGUGGGCUUGGGCACCAAGGAAGGUCGUGACCAGCUGUACUGGAAGACCAUCCGGGCCUUCCACUAUGUCUACGAGCACCACGCCCAUGAAGCAGACUGGUUCUUAAAGGCGGACGAUGACACCUUUGUGGUGGUGGACAACCUACGCUGGCUUCUAUCCAACCACACACCCGAGGAGCCCGUCUACUUCGGCAAGCGCUUCAAGCCUUAUACCAAGCAGGGUUACAUGAGUGGAGGGGCUGGUUAUGUGCUUAGUAGGGAAGCCCUCAGGAGAUUUGUCGAGGGUUUUCGGACCAAGGUGUGCAGCCACACCACCCCCGUAGAGGACCUAGCGCUUGGGCAGUGUCUGGAGAAGAUGGGUGUUUUGGCAGGGGACUCCAGAGAUACUUUACAGCGGGAAACUUUUCAUCCGUUUGUGCCAGAGCACCACCUAACUGUCAGGUUCUCCAAGAGCUUCUGGUACUGGAACUAUUGUUACUACCCCAUUGUUGAGGGUCCACAGUGCUGCUCUGACCUGGCAAUAUCCUUCCACUAUGUGGAAGCAGAGCUGAUGUACACACUGGAGUAUUAUACUUACCACCUGCGAGCCUAUGGCUACAGACACCGCUACCGCCCUCCUCAAGUCCAGGGACCGGGCCUUGGUCCGUUCCCACAGACAGAGAAACCAACAGGGAAUAAUCAUGUUGCGGAGGGUAUGGACGAAGGAAGCCACAUAAUCCCAGCCAGUGCUGUCACUGGGAACCUGUCCAAAAUGGAGACUUCCUCAGGCAAAAGGGAAAAUGACAGUCUAAACUUGUUCUCUUCCUAUAAUAGAACUUCAGAUAGGCAAGAUAGACAGACUAACUAG
Lampris incognitus (smalleye Pacific opah) is the source of this 1479-nucleotide messenger RNA. It is a transcript of the gene c1galt1la, whose product is annotated as core 1 synthase, glycoprotein-N-acetylgalactosamine 3-beta-galactosyltransferase 1, like a. The coding region runs from base 241 to 1479 and encodes 412 amino acids. NCBI's taxonomy places the organism in Eukaryota, Metazoa, Chordata, Actinopteri, Lampriformes, Lampridae. The transcript has 4 exons. Gene Ontology annotation, molecular function: N-acetylgalactosaminide beta-1,3-galactosyltransferase activity. The record is from RefSeq and is a predicted model, not a curated record. Gene Ontology annotation, cellular component: membrane.